Messenger RNA from Microtus ochrogaster (prairie vole), 1175 nucleotides. Its product is annotated as minichromosome maintenance complex component 5. The record is from RefSeq and is a predicted model, not a curated record. Gene Ontology annotation, biological process: double-strand break repair via break-induced replication; DNA replication initiation; DNA replication. Gene Ontology annotation, molecular function: ATP binding; single-stranded DNA helicase activity; DNA replication origin binding. Gene Ontology annotation, cellular component: MCM complex; nucleus. Lineage: Eukaryota; Metazoa; Chordata; Mammalia; Rodentia; Cricetidae.
GCGGCGGACGAACGCCAAGGCUGGUUUUCCCGCGAAAGCCGGCUUGUAGGGGACCGAGGUUCGUGUGGCGCGGCGCUGAGAGGUGAGGGACAGAGGUGCAGUCAUGUCGGGCUUCGACGACCCCGGCAUUUUCUACAGCGACAGCUUCGGUGGCGACCCGGGCGCCGACGACGGCCAGGCCCGCAAGUCGCAGCUGCAGAGGCGCUUCAAGGAGUUCUUGCGACAGUACCGAGUGGGCACCGACCGCACGGGCUUCACCUUCAAGUACAGAGAUGAACUGAAGCGGCAUUACAACCUGGGGGAAUACUGGGUCGAGGUGGAGAUGGAGGACCUGGCCAGCUUUGACGAGGAGCUGGCCGACUACUUGUACGAACAGCCAGCCGAGCACCUGCAACUGCUUGAGGAAGCUGCCAAGGAGGUAGCAGAUGAGGUGACCCGACCCCGGCCUGCAGGUGAUGAGCAGCUCCAGGACAUCCAGGUCAUGCUCAAGUCAGAUGCCAGCCCAUCUUGAAUUUGGAUUCUGAAGUCAGACAUGAUGUCACACCUGGUGAAGAUCCCCGGCAUCAUCAUCUCAGCCUCUGCGGUUCGCGCCAAAGCUACUCGUAUCUCAAUUCAGUGCCGCAGCUGCCACAACACCCUCACCAAUAUUGCCAUGCGUCCAGGACUGGAGGGCUAUGCUCUCCCCAGGAAGUGCAAUAUGAGGUGUGGCCCUCGGCUGUCGGCAGAGGCAGCAGAGAAGCUGAAGAAUCGUUAUAUCAUCAUGCGGAGUGGGGCCUGUCAGCAUGAGAGGGACAGUGAUCGCCGUUCCAGCAUCCCCAUCACUGUGCGUUCUCACUUCCGUGGAGUGGAGGGCUUCACUACCCAGGAGGACCAAGAGAUGCUGAGCCGCAUCGAGAAGCAACUCAAGCGCCGCUUUGCCAUUGGCUCCCAGGUGUCUGAAUACAGUAUUGUUCAGGACUUUACCAAGCAGAAGUAUCCAGAACAUGAUCGGAAGGUGCUGCAGCUUAUGCUGCGCAGGGGUGAGGUCCAACACCGCAUGCAGCGCAAGGUGCUCUACCGCCUCAAGUGAGCAGACUGCCCAUCAGCCCUCAGACCUGAAUGCCAGCUCCGCUCCACCUCCCAGUUGGUGUUCGCCAUUCUAAGGAAGAGGUUCUGCCUCACCGCCUCUGACUGCU